Molecule: messenger RNA, 1266 nt
Organism: Colius striatus (speckled mousebird)
Lineage: Eukaryota; Metazoa; Chordata; Aves; Coliiformes; Coliidae
Gene: GADD45A
Product: growth arrest and DNA damage inducible alpha
Exons: 4
Coding region: 65-538 (157 amino acids)
Biological process (GO): regulation of cell cycle
Cellular component (GO): cytoplasm; nucleus
Source: RefSeq, a predicted model, not a curated record
UGUCCCGCAGAGGCGGCGGCGCGGGGCAGCGGUGCGGGCGGCGGCCCCGGCCCGCGGCUGCACUAUGACUCUGGAGGAGCUGCCGGGGGACCAGCGCACCGCCGGCAGGAUGGAGCAGGCGGGGGACGCGCUGGAGGAGGUGCUGAGCAAGGCGCUGAGCCAGCGGAGCCUCACCCUCGGCGUCUAUGAGGCCGCCAAGCUGCUCAACGUGGACCCCGACAACGUGGUGCUGUGUCUGCUGGCGGCCGACGAGGAGGAGGCGGGGGACGCGGCGCUGCAGAUCCACUUCACCCUCAUCCAGGCCUUCUGCUGCGAGAACGACAUCAACAUCCUGCGCGUCAGCAACCCGGCGCGGCUGGCCCAGCUGCUGCUGCCCGCCGCCGGCCCCGAGCCCCCUGCCGACCUGCACUGCGUCCUGGUCACGAACCCCCACGCCUCUCAGUGGAAGGAUCCAGCGCUGAGUCAGCUGAUGUGCUUCUGCCGGGAGAGUCGCUACAUGGACCAGUGGGUGCCAGUGAUCAACCUCCCCGAGCGGUGACCGCGCCGUGCUCCAGCUGAACCCCAUUGCACUGACGUUUUGCAAUACUUUAGCAGUUGCUCAGGAAGAACCUCCCUGUCCCAGCACCAGGAUUAAACGGGGGAGGGGGGGAGCUUAAAAAAAAAGGAAAAAAAAACAACAAAAAAAACAAACACAAAGAGAUUUAAACUGAUGUGAAGGGGGGUUGGCUGCAGUGGCACUCGGUGGUGUGUGGUGGAGCCGAGCCAGGCGGCAGCGCUGGGGCUGAGCGCGGAGCGCAGGAGCAGCGGCGGCGGCUGGGCCAGGGGUGAGCCCGGCCUGAGGCCACGGGGCAGGGGAGGGGAGGGGCUGGGCACUCCUCACCCACAACAGCCAGCUCCCUGCACGCCUGCUGCUUGGUGGUUUGGUUCGUUUCUUAAAGUGCAACUUGCCAGUUUGUGGAUGAAAUGAUACCUUUAAAGAGGCCUAAUCGAAACCUUUUACAGCCGAUUUUAUUGUAUUUUUGGGAUUGUUGACUCAAGUUUUUAUGCUAAGAUAUAUAAUAAGUUAUUUUAUGAUAUUGAUGCAAAAAAUUAUUUAUACUGGGAGGUGUGAGAACCAGAAUGCCCUUAAGCAGGUGGUCUGCAGCCACCCGGCUCUUAGCAGUUGCCUGUUAAAAGCAGCUAUGUUCAUGUAAUUGUUUGAAAUUGGGUAGUGUUUUGUUUGGGGGGUUUUUGGUUUUGUUUAUUGAAAUAAAGUUGAAACUCGAA